GCCGUGUACACUGCCCUGGUUGAGCCCCAUGGGAGGAUCAUGGGCUUGGAUCUGCCAGAUGGGGGUCACCUCACACAUGGCUUCAUGACCGACAAGAAGAAAAUCUCUGCCACAUCCAUCUUCUUUGAGUCCAUGCCUUACAAGGUGAACCCCGAAACGGGCUACAUCGACUAUGAUCGAUUGGAGGAGAACGCCCGCCUGUUUCAUCCAAAGUUGAUCAUUGCAGGGGUCAGCUGCUACUCCCGGAAUUUGGACUAUGCCAGGAUGAGGAAGAUCGCGGACGAGAACAGCGCCUACCUCAUGGCUGACAUGGCCCACAUCAGCGGCUUGGUGGCAGCCGGCGUGGUGCCCUCCCCCUUCCAGCACUGUGAGGUGGUCUCCACUACCACCCACAAAACCUUGCGGGGCUGCCGAGCUGGCAUGAUCUUCUACCGGAAAGGUGCCCGCAGCGUCGACCCCAAAACGGGGAAGGAGGUCCUGUAUAACCUGGAAAGCCUCAUCAAUCAGGCCGUCUUCCCUGGUCUCCAGGGGGGCCCUCACAAUCACGCAAUUGCAGGAAUUGCUGUGGCUUUGAAACAAGCCAUGACUCCCGAAUUCAAGACCUACCAGCAGCAGGUGGUGGCCAACUGCAAGGCUUUGUCAGCCGCUCUCAUCAGCUCGGGAUACCACGUCGUCACUGGGGGCUCCGACAACCACUUGAUCCUCGUCGAUCUGCGCAACCGGGGCACGGAUGGCGGGCGAGCUGAACGGGUCCUAGAGCUCUGCGCCAUCGCCUGCAACAAGAACACCUGUCCAGGAGACAAAAGUGCUUUGCGUCCCAGUGGGCUGAGAUUGGGGACUCCGGCUCUCACCUCCCGAGGAUUCCUGGAAGAAGACUUUAAGAAAGUCGCUCACUUCAUUCACAAAGGUAUAGAGCUCACUUUACAGGUGCAGAGCGACAUGAGCCCCAAAGCCACCCUGAGAGAAUUCAAAGAGAAGCUGGUGACGGAGCAGAAGUACCAAGGGCUGCUGAGGUCCCUCAAGGAGGAGGUGGAGACCUUCGCCGAUUCCUUCCCGCUUCCCGGCUUGCCUGUGUUGUAAAGGAGCCACAUCUGGAAUGGCAGCCCACCCCAGCUGCCCUCUUGCAAUGGGACCCUCCUCCUCC
This is a messenger RNA of Protobothrops mucrosquamatus (brown spotted pit viper), 1144 nucleotides long. RefSeq names its product serine hydroxymethyltransferase, cytosolic. The transcript is spliced from 8 exons. NCBI's taxonomy places the organism in Eukaryota, Metazoa, Chordata, Lepidosauria, Squamata, Viperidae. The record is from RefSeq and is a predicted model, not a curated record. Gene Ontology annotation, biological process: L-serine catabolic process; folic acid metabolic process; purine nucleobase biosynthetic process. Gene Ontology annotation, cellular component: cytosol; cytoplasm; nucleus. The coding region runs from base 40 to 1080 and encodes 346 amino acids. Gene Ontology annotation, molecular function: mRNA 5'-UTR binding; cobalt ion binding; serine binding.